Messenger RNA from Staurois parvus, 302 nucleotides. The record is from the annotation of a GenBank genome assembly. Lineage: Eukaryota; Metazoa; Chordata; Amphibia; Anura; Ranidae.
CGGGGUCCGGGAGACCAGAUAUAGUGAAUGCAGGGUCCGGGGAGACCAGAUAUAGUGAAUGCAGGGUCCUUGGAGACCAGAUAUAGUAAAUGCGAGGGUCCGGGGAGACCAGAUAUAGUGAAUGCAGGGUCUGGGGAGACCAGAUAUAGUGAAUGCCGGCUCCGGGGAGAGCGGAUAUAGUGAAUGCUGGGUCCUGGGAGACCAGAUAUAGUGAAUGCAGGGUCCGGGGAGAGUGGAUAUAAUGAAUGCAGGGUCCGGGGGGACCGGAUAUAGAGAAUGCAGGGUCCGGGGAGACCAGAUAU